AUGGCAAGCGGCGCCGGCGUUGCCCUCGUCGACUACAGCACAGUCGACGUCGUCGCAACAAACCUGUCCUUCGAGGAUGAGAACUCCAUGGCAGGCUUUAUCCAGGGCACUGUGAGUGUCAGCCCUGCCGUGGAUGAGUCGGAGAUCUCCGGCUAUGCAAUCUAUUGGGGUCAGAGUGCCUCGGCCAAGCUGGAUGGGGCCGAGCCAGGUUUGCAGGCCCAGUUCUUCGCUAUGUCCAGCUGCCCAUGCUCCAGCUGCACCGUGGACUUUGCUUCUUUGGGCGCACCUCUCCUGGAACAAAGCGAGACCGAGAACUUGUACUCCUUCGCCCGUCCCGCAGGUUCUUUGUCGGUAUGGCCUGGUCUCAACAGAAGCGAACUCUUUGCUGCAAGGUGGCAGGGCAGAGUGACGGUAGUCAACCCAGGGACGUACAUGUUGUCUAUGGUGUCCGAUGAUGGAGCACGCUUUUUCAUCGACGGGGCAGAGGUCAUGUCUACAAGUGGCAGCACUGGCGUGACCAGCAGCACAGCUUCCGCGUACAUGCCAGCAGGCCCCCACGAAAUAGAGCUCCAGUAUUACCAAUGCCGUGGUUCUUCUGGUUUGUCAGUCCAGGUUAGUGGGCCGGACACGGCUUAUAUGGAUGCUAGCCUUUGGGCAGUUGCCCGGCAAGGACCUCUCCUUCGGCCGCCACUUCUGGUUUUGAGCAAGACGGGCUCGGAUGUGACAGGAACCGUCCCUGCAGGAACCAGGGUCCCGGUUGGGGCGACGCACUUGUUGGCCUAUGCUCAGGCUUUGAAUGGCUUUGACUCGACUUCCUGGAUAGGCCUUGAAAUCCAGGACCUGGUCCGUCCGAACGGCACGGCUCAGUCAAUGAAUUUCACCGACGUGAAUCCUGAGGCCAACUUCAUACAGGGCAUUCUGGUGAUCAAGCGUGCGUUGGAAGAGGCAGAGGUGAACUUCUACAAUGUCUAUUGGGGCUCAAGCGCUACAGACAUCCUGAAUGUGACCUCCCGCAGUGUGGCUGGCUUGGCCGACACUCGCCCCACUUGUAGCGGUUCAAGCUGCAGCCACAUCGACAUAACCGCAGGAAGCAGCAGUUCUGAGUGGAUCGUGUCCCGGGGUGUCUAUGACAAUCAUGAGAAUGCAGCCAUCACGCUGGUAGGGCCGGCAGAGAUUCGCUUCACCUACCUGCACACCGAGCGCUGCUGUGAUAAGCUUGAGCUUUUGGACACCUUCUACUCCGGCUUCACAACGCCCACCGCGACCAUCACCCUGACGGAAGGCAUCCAUGUGGCUACCUGGAACUCAGAUUUCAGUGUCACGAACAACGGUUGGAGCUUCACUUACACCUACCAGGGCACCUCCAGCGGACGUCCCGGGCUGAUUGCCAGCCUCCCGAAGCCGGAGGGACGACAGGACCUCGCCCUGCCCGUGGCGUCCCAGGAGCUCCUUGGGCCUUUCUUCAUCGUGAAGACGGCCUACAACCUCACAGAGAGCAGCGCCUCCCUGGCUCUGGAGAUCCAGGACCUGGCGCCCAACACCAUCCCCAUUCAGAGCGUGAGCUUCACAGACACGGACCUCGGGAUGGGCGUCUUGGGAGGGAGCAUCUCCAUCACGGCAGCUUCCAGCGUGACGGGCUUCCGGGUCUACUGGGGUCGCAACGGCACGCACCCCAUCGACGGAGGCAGCCCAGGGCUACUGGCGGAGUACUUCUACUUGACACCAGGUGCCCGCUAUGAGGUUAUCCCUGACCUGGACUCCAUGGUGCCAGAUCUCGUGCAAGUGGAAAGUCAGGUAAAUCAUCCGUCAACUUCAGAUGCAUUCCCGGGUGUCGCUGUCUCGGACGCUUUUGCGACGCGAUGGACCGGUUACAUCAGCAUAGGCUCUGGUGGCAACUACAUCUUCACCCUUAACUCGAAUGACGGCAGCAAGUUGUACGUGAAUGAUGUACUUGUCGUGGACAACGACGGGCUGCAUGGUAUGCAGUCCUUGAGUGGGGAUGCUUACCUCUACCAAGGCAUGCACAGAGUCAGAGUCGACUUCUUCGACUUGGAAGGCUCACAUGGUGUCAUCCUUUCCUACAGCGGCCCCGAUACUCGGUUCGAGAGCAUUACUGUGCCAACAACUGUGUUGCGACAUGGAUCUCUGGACAGCAUCCUCGUCGGCGAGUGUGUGGCUCAGGCUGGAUCCUGUGUAGUGCAGGUCGACAACCUCACCAUCCCCGCUGAGGCCUCGCACCUCCUCGUAAGAGGAUACGACCAGGACGGCGAGAGCACAAGCGGCGCGUCUCUGGCGGUGGAAGAUGCAUCAACGCCCACGCAGACAGCUGCCGGAAUUUACUUCGAAGACCGCGAUCCUGUAGCGGGCCAGGUGGCUGGGACCAUCGUCCUCGAGCCAGCAGAGGAUCCUAGCCAGAUCUCCCACUACGUCAUCUACUGGGGCACGUCGCCCACUGCCAAGCUCGGCGAGCCUCUUGCAGAGAUUGCAGCAAAUGCGACUGGCAGCUCCUCACGAGGUUCCUGUGGUCAAAAGGGCCCGGACAGCACCCCUCUGCGCUUCACUAGGAAUGGCAUCAAUGGACCGAAAAUCGUCAACGGACAGGAUGCUACUGAAUGUGAGUGGGGCUGGCAGGUGAGCCUGCGCACAGCCAGUGGCUUCCACUUUUGCGGAGGCACCUUGAUCUCCUCAAAGUGGGUGAUGUCAGCGGCUCACUGUGUUGAUGGAGGUGGCAGCAUGGUGGUCGUGACGGGAGAUUUCAACAAGGACUCCGACCAGGAUCAGCACGAGCGAACCUAUCAAGUCCAGCAAGUCAUAUCACAUCCGGACUACAACUCGAACACCAUGACCCAUGACUUCGCUCUCAUCGAACUGACGGAAGAGGUUGAAAUGGGAUGCGCAACAACGGCAUGUCUUCCCGACGUGGAGGUGCCGGUGGGUCAAGAGUGCUUCAUCACUGGCUGGGGCACUUUGGCGAGCGGGGGCUCUUCACCGUCGAUCAUUCAGGAGGGCAUGGUUCUCGCCCUCAGCAACCAACAGUGCAAUUCUGCUUAUACUGGCCAAAUCCUCGAUGACAUGCUCUGUGCUCAGGGCACCUCCGAUCAAGGAAUCGUGGAUGCAUGCCAGGGCGACAGCGGCGGCCCCCUUGUCUGCCCCACCGCAGAUGGCAGGUACGUGCUGCACGGCGCAACAUCCUGGGGCUAUGGGUGUGCUGAUGCUGCCUAUCCAGGGAUCUGGGCACGCAUCACGUGGAUCCUUCCUUGGAUCGAGAGCCAUACAGGCCUGACGCCUCAGACCGGUGGCGAUGGUAAUCUGACUUACAACAUCACUGGAGAGGCCAUCCCGUCAACGGCUACGCACCUUCUGGUGUUCACCUCCAUGCAUGGUGCCGAGAUGACGACCGGCAUUAGCAUUCCAGUGGUGGACUUUGCUCCAUCUUCCACCGCGCCUACCUCCCUCGCGUUUACCGACACGGAUCCUUCUCCGGGAGAGCUGGGAGGCACAAUCAUCGUUGGCCGAGCUUCUGAUGAGUCGGACAUCACCCACUAUGCCGUCUACUGGGGCUCCUCAGAUCAGAACGUCCUGGAGCUCUUCGCCCAGGUGCCUAAGGGUACCGGAAGCCUCGAGAUCCCUGUGCCCGCGAACACCCCGCUGCCGACGGGUGCAACCACCUUCCUGGCCUUCGUGGUGGGACUUUCAGGUCAGGGCUACAACAGCGUGGCGACGUCGAUCCAAGACUUGGACCAGUCGCGAGCUCCCGGAGGUCUCAGCUUCCAGGACACCGAUCAGGGGCUUGGGACCGUGGGGGGCACGGUGACGAUCCAGAGGGCGGCCAGUCAGACGGGAGUUACGGGCUACAACCUCUACUGGAGCACAGGCUCUUGCGCCACGCUGGGUGGCCAGAUAGCAAGCGUGACCGUGGAGCGGAGUGGCAUCGCCCCCUACUGCUUUACGGGGGAUGCAUGCAGCGACAUCAGCAUUUUGCAGGAGGAUGUGGGAGUCUACGUCGUUUCCCGCGGCAUGAGUGGGUACCGCAAUGAUGAGCGCGCAAGCCUGUACUUGGAAGGCCCGGGCACCAUUCGCUUUUCUCGUUUCGGAACUGAGGGUGGCUAUGACACACUGACCAUCGAUGGAGUGGCGCAUUCCGGUAGCAACGUGCCAGCGGAUGUUCAGCUUGGGGCAGGGCAGAAGCAGGUGGAUUGGUUCUCGGACUUCAGUGUGACUGGAAGUGGUUGGGUCUUCCAAUACGAGUCUUCGGGGAGCUUCGGGGAUGUGAGCUACCAGCUGGCUUCUGGCACUUUCCUGCCCAGCUCCGCCACGGAGAUGAUGGUCUUCUCGGUGAAUGAGGGCUCAGAGUAUCGAGAAGCCUGUGCUGCCACAGCCGUGUCGGACUUUGCACCACCAGCUCAGGUACCGCAGGCUUUGUGGUUCCAAGACCAAGACCAGGCUAGUGGAACCGUCGGAGGUGAUCUUAUCAUCUUGCAGGCUCGUGAGCACAGUGGCCUGGAGUCUUAUCACGUCUAUUGGGGUGCCAACUCCACCCAUCGACUGCCAAAUGUGGCCAUGUUCGCGGCCGUGACGGCCACAUCCCCUUCAACAAAUCUCACAGUCACCAUCGCGACUGGAACCCCUUUGCCGGUGAAUGCCAGCUACCUCCUGGUCUUUGCCUCUUCCGCCAGCGGAGAAUCAAGCACACCCGCGAGUGUAGCCGUCUUCGACUAUGAACCAGCCCAAGACGCGGCGACGUCCAUCACCUUCGUGGAUGUCGAUGCAGGGGAAGGGCUCGUGGCCGGAACUCUUUUCAUCGGACGGGCCAGUGAUGAAUCCUCCGUGGACUUCUAUAAUGUCUACUUCUCCCUGGGCAGCCAGAAGCUGGACCUCAUAGGGUCUGUGCCCGCACCGACACUUGCAGCCAGACCAAGCUGCAGCGGCGCCAGCUGUAGCGAGAUUGACAUCCGCUCAGUGGCCGGCGGCAUCGCCUACGAGGUCUCUCGUGGCACCUCCUAUGGCAAUAACGAGGUGGCCAGCAUCGCAGUCACAGGACCUGGCAUGGUGAAGUUUACCUUCUUCACCACGGAGGCGGGCUACGACUUCCUGACCAUUCUGGGGACUGCCUACUCCGGAAGCAGCAUGCCCGGGGAUAUCGAAAUCCCGGCAGGGACCCACGAGAUUGUGUGGCGAUCGGAUGGCUCCGUGACUACAGGAGGAUGGAUCUUCCGCCUGGAGUCCGGUGCGAGCGCCAUCUUGAGCGUGGAGGUGCCCCCAGGCACAUCCAUCCCCCGGACUGCAGACAGUUUGCUGGUCCUGACUGCAUCAGAAGGUGGAGAGAUGGCAACGGGAAUUUCAAUCCCGCUUGUUGAUUACAACCCUCCGACGAUCUUCCCCGUGUCUGUGCAGUGUGAAGACACUGACCCCAGCAUCGGUGUGUACACGGGCUUCUGCAAUGUCCGCAGAGCCGAGGUGGAAGUUGGAGUCGUGAGCUAUGACAUCUACUGGGGAAUGAAUGCAUCCCACCCCAUCCCGGGAUCCCCUGCGCUUGGCCGGGCGGUCUUGAACGCUUCGGCCACGGCCCUGGUCACGGCCCAAAUUCCCAGCACUCCGAUCCAUUCCUCCGCCUCGCAUUUGGUGGCCUUAGCCGCGGGCCCGGGUGGUGUGGCUCCCCGGGGCGUGGGGACCCCGGUGCUCGACAACUCCGGCUUGUCCCUAAAUCCCUCCAGUCUCAAUGUGGUGACGACACCAGGUUCCACGACAUCCAACGUGAUCACCGUCACCAGUUCGGCCGCCGAGGACAUCACGUUGCAGGUGGGCAUCGUCUUCGAGGACGAUUCGGCACAGGGUGCGCUCCCCGAAGCUAUCGCCCCAAGCACGGCCUCCUCGGGAGUUGCGGGCACCAGCCAUAGCCUGCCUUCCGUCUGCCAGGGAUCAGAUGCGCUUCUGCAGGGAAAGAAGCGCCUUCUCUUCAAGACAAAGGCUAAGAAGCUGGAUGCUAGGACAAGGCGUUUACAUGCCAAGGGCGUCGAGGCCAAGCAUGGAGUGAAAAUCCAGGCUUUUGAGCGCCUGGGUGGUGUGGCUUUUGCUGAGAUGAAGAACGCAACGGCGAAGCAGUUCUGCCAGAUGUUCCUUGAUCUCGACAACGAUCCGGUGGUCGAGUAUGUCGAAGAAGACCUCAUGUGGCUUCCCCUUGGCAACAAGCUCCAAGUUGAGGACAUGCUCUUCCCUCCACCAAGACCGCAACCCGAGCCCAAGCUUCACGGGCGAAUGCACCGCCGUCCGGGUGUCUGUAGCAGUAGCACCUGCGGCCGCACAGAAGGGCACCCCAACGAUGUGGACUUUGAUGACCUUUGGGGUUUACAUCAGGACAAUGAUGUGGACAUCGAUGCCCCAGAGGCUUGGGCUAUCCACCAGGGAACCAAUGGGAAGGUGAUCAUGGCCGUCCUUGACACAGGCGUGGACUACAACCACGAGGACCUCCGCAAUCAGAUGUGGGUGAACUCUGGCGAGAUUCCGGGUGAUGGCAUCGACAACGACGGCAAUGGGUAUGUGGAUGACGUGUAUGGCUACGAUUUCCAUAACAACAACGGAGAUCCGAUGGACUCCAAUGGUCACGGAACCCACUGCGCAGGCACCAUCGGUGCAGAGGCUGGAAACUCUAUUGGUGUCGCUGGUGUCUCCUGGAAGCCCCAGAUCAUGGCAUUGAAGUUCCUGGGAGCAAGUGGUGGCAGCACAGCGGAUGCCAUCCGUGCCUUGGACUACGCCGUGAUGAUGGGCGCCCAGAUUAGCUCGAACUCCUGGGGCGGCGGAGGAUACUCGCAGGCACUGGUCGACGCCAUCGAUGCAGCUGCCGAAGCCAACCACCUCUUCAUCGUUGCGGCGGGCAACGACGGGAGGGACAACGAGAUUACUCCAACCUACCCGUGCAACUACGAUCGACCGAACAUGAUCUGCGUUGCAUCUACGGACAGUGCGAACGACAUCUCGUCUUUCUCCAACUGGGGCACAACUGUGGUGCACAUUGCCGCCCCGGGUUCCCGAAUCUACAGCACAUACCCCAACAACCAGUACGAGUUCCUGUCAGGCACAUCCAUGGCAACACCCCAUGUGUCGGGUGUUGCCGCCUUGGUGCUGGACUAUGUGGACACACUGACCUAUGCCGAGCUUCGGAACCUGAUCUUGACGUCUGCUGUCAGGUAUGCCAAGUUCGAUUCUCGGGUGUCCACGGGUGCUUUGCUAAAUGCCCAUGCUGCUCUCCAGAUGGCUGGGCAGUUUGCCUGGGCCCGUGUAACAGGCCCGGCCGCAUCCGGAAGCAUCACUGUGCCGGCUGGAGGUUCUGCCCAGAUCACCCUGGAGCUGGGCAACGACCGGAUGGAGGAAGGAGAGUACCGGGUGGCUUUGAGAAUUUGGAAGCAAGUCAACGAUAUUCUUUACUCACGCCUGGUACCGGUUGUGUUUACUCUGCAUCGCUUUGGGUCUGCACCUACAGUCGGUGCUGGAGGCAUAGAGUUCCAAGACACAGAUGCCCGACGAGACGUCAUCGCCGGGGCCCUUACGAUUACCAGAGCUACUCCCGCACAGGAAGAGACCUUUUCUCAGUACCACAUCUUCUGGGCAGACGCAGCACAGACCAGGACCAGCGAGACGCCACUUGCAACUUUGGACACCGGGAACGUCCUCCAGGACAACUUUGCGUUUUUCGACAACUCCUUCUGGUUUCCUCCAGACUCGGAUGUGGCAGGGGCAAGCUGGUCGGUGUCCAGCGGUGCGGCCAUUUUCUCCGGGCAGUUCGAUACCUCUCACCUCACGAUGGCGCGUCGUUUUGCACCACCCUUCACGAUGAAAGCCAAGGUGCGAAAGACGGCCGGUGCCCUGGCCCACAUGGUGAUCCAGGUCGGUGGGGACUCCGUCAGCCUCUUUGGUUCAGGUGGACUCCGUGUCAUGUUCCUAGGGUCUCAGAAGAUUUUGGUAUCACCAGAUGGGCAGCACUACUCAGUGCCCUGCACCUUGGGCACCUGGUUCGAGGUGACGAUCACGGUUCUGGCAUCUUCGGUCACCUUUGCCGACAACCAGGGGUGCCAGGAGAUCAUGCAGAGCAUCCCGAGCUCGGACGAGACGAGAAGCAUCCGAAUCGGCGCGGACUGCGCUGGUGAAUGUGCUGGGAGUGUUUGGGACAGUUUCGAAGUCAGCGGUGGCCUAUACGCGACCUUCAACGUCCCUCCCUCCACAAGCAUCCCUGCCAAUGCCGCCGGCUUCAUCGUGCAUGCCUGGAAUGUACUGGGCUUGCAAGCCACUGGCCUGUACAUGCCUCUGUCCGACCACCGAGUUGCCAUCCGGGCUGCGCAGCCCACUCAAGUGACCGCGGGCUCUGCCACGACGUCAAGUCUUGUCCUGUCUUGGGUUCGAGGUGCCCUUAAUGACUGCAGCGGGGGCUUCGAAAGGUACGAGGUCAUGAUCCAGGGCGCAAACGGCGGAUGGUCUGAGCCGACGGGUUGCUCUAUGCUGGUGAAUGUGAAUGUUGAAGGUUGCACGGCCACCCAGCUUUCCAGCGACAUGGCUUACCAGUUCAGAGUUCGAUUAAUCUGCAUCUUGGAGGAGACACAGAGCCUUUGGAGUGAAAUCUCGGAAACGGCCAUGACGCUUCCACUGCCGGCUGCGGCUCCCACGGCAGUUCGCGCGCGGUUGCCGAGCUCCACCGCGUUGUUGGUGUCCUGGGAGACGGGGUUGUUGAACGACUGCGAGUUCGAGGAGGCCGUCGUGGAGGGUCAGACAAACGGAGGAGCCUGGUUCCAGCCAGAGGGCUGCACGGGGCUCACGAACUUGAACUCCUACCACUGCACAGCAGAGGGCCUGACACCCGGCGCGGAGUACGUCUUCCGAGUCUGGACCAACUGUGCGGAUCGGAUGUCCUCGAGCCCCGACAGUGCUCCGAGCCUGCCGAUCUCCACGCUGGUCGCCGCACAGACCUGGGAAUCCUCACAGCGGCGAGUUCUCUCCGUGAGCAUGAGCACCGACAUCGACUACAGCGAGGUGCAGGCCAACCCCGAGUUGCAGAGUUCCUUAGUCUCCAACAUCAUCGAGGCAACAGCGAGCCGGAUGAAUGUGGAUCCUUCAAGAGUCAGAGUCGAAGUCUUGGCAGGAAGUGCCCUCACGGGCCGCAGGUUGUCUGCUCUUUCCACCGUCUUCUCCGUGGUGGUGGAUGGAGUCUCGGAGGACACAUCGGCUGAGCAAGUCUCUGAGAAUGUGGCAGCAGAAGUUUCCACGGUGGUGCAAGCCGAGACAGGCACGGCCAGCGAGGUGCAGGUGUCGAGUGUCAAUAGUCUCGUUGCAGCAGUUCCCCCGGAGCGCAUUACCUGGACGAUGCUUGGACCUGACCGCGUUCAGCUCCACUGGAACGCGAGGCCACUGAACGACUGCUCCUUCCUCGCAUGGCAGGUCCAUGCCCGAUCCGGGGAUGUCGAGCUAACACCGCCCGGCUGCUCAGGUCUCGUGAACCUUUCAGCCACCUCCUGUGUCGCCAGCGGCUUUGCCACGGGCGCUGCAUACACCUUCGCCGUGUCGCUGCUCUGUGCAGAUCCGGCUGUGAGCAGUGAAGCUUCGGAGGAAAGUACGCCCUGGGUUGUGGGCUCGGUGCCGACGCUGAUUUCCGCGGAGUUCACCGCAGGCUUUACCACAUUGCUUCUGACUUUCGAUGUGGUGGUGACAGAGCUUCUGACAAGCUGCGCAAGCGCCUUCAGCGAAGCGAUCAGCCAGAAGUUCGGCAGUGACUUUGGAUGCAACGUGGCCGGGUCCCAGUUGGCGGUUACUUUAGGACAGGGGGCCACCUUGGUCCUUGGGGAUUCAAUUAGCUUGCAGAUGACGGCUGGCCUCGUCGGCGUCACCUCAAAUCUCCCGGUGGUGGAGGUCUCCGGCUUCCUCUCCGCCUCCCCUCCGGUCGUGUUGCCCUGCGUGCCCGUGACGCUCAUCUUGCAAGCCACAGGCUCUGCGGGACGUGCGCUUCAGAUCGAGUGGUUCACGACGACUUCCCAGUCUUCGGAGCUGACGUCGCUGUUGGCGACCGCCACGGCGACCUCCUCCACCAGUGCCGAGCUGUCGCCCUCCAUCCUUGCGAGUUUGACACAGCCCGGCCUUGACAGCCUGGACAUCGGCCUGGCGGUUCGCGUUACGAAUUGGUUGGGUCACAGCAUGAUGAUGAACACAUCGGUCAGGGUGCUCAACGAUGGCCAGGCAACCGCGAGCAUCAUGGCAGUCGGCCCAAGCACGCUCACCCGGACCCUGGACCAGGAAGUAGAGCUUGAAGUAGCAACGGGCAUUGUGGCCCCUUGCAAUCAGUCAGAGGAGGUGACGGGCACACCCAUCACCACUUGGCACUAUCGAGCCAGCUCCGGUGCAUCCUGGAGCACCCUGGCCGAAGCGGGUCUCGUCGACGAGUCUCCCCUGCCAAACAGAGUUCGCGUGGCGGCCUUCGCGCUCCCACCGGGAGACCACUCGUUCCGCGCCUCUGCGAGCCUGCCACAAACAGAGGCACAAGAAGUGGUCUUCCAUAUCUCCGUGGCGAACAUCCCUCCACCGAGCCUCGAGGUCACGGGGCCUCGGAGCCUGGGACCGGGAUGCGACCUUCGUCUGGGCACUUCCUGGAGCGGUCUGGUCCACCCCAGGGCCACCCUCCUCUACGAAUGGACCUGCCUCCAAUCCGACUGCUCCAGCAUCUCGAACUUCGGUUCCCAAAAUGAUGAUGGAAGGUCCGGGGAAUCCAUCGAGAUGAGUGGAAAUGAGCUUACCAUGGGCAGCUAUAGCUUCGGUGUGACCAUGACGCAGGUCAUCCCCGGUCAGACCUCGAUCAGCAGCUCAGCGGAGGUGACCGUCACCGUGCAAGCUGGUGGGCCGCUUCCCGUGCAGAUCGCCACCCCCUGGAGCCGCAUGGACCGCAUCUCCCUGCAGGCUGGGCAGCUCAAGGUGCCAAUCACGGCUACAAUCGGCAGCGCCGCGGGCGGCUGCCAGGUCCCCGCUGAUUCCACUUUCAAGUGGGUUCUGGCGCAGCAGGAGGCACCGCAGCAGAUUGUCAGCCUUCUGGAUAGCACGACCACUGCAGGUGUUUCCCCUGUGGUGUCGACUUCUGCAUUCAUCAGCUCGGCAUUGGUGCCCGCGACCACCUAUGUCUACGCACUCCUCAGUGCAAGAAAUGCAUCCCAUCUUGCUAUGGGUGAGCAGUCAGCCUCCCUGCAAGACGCAGCCAUCUACGGCAUCCAAGUCACCCUGUCUCUGCCCUUCGUGGCAGAUGCCGCACCGUCCUCGGGACGUGCCUUGGUGGCUCCUGAAAUCGGAGAGGCCUUGAAGGACAAGUUCCGACUGGCCACGGAGGAAUGGUCUGACGAGGAUGCAUCGACCUUGCGCUAUGCAUUCUACAUCUUCCCGCUUGGCGAUACCUACUCAGUGACGGAAGGCUCAGAUGGAAGCGGCUUGCAGUCAACACCUGCCUUUCAGACGCCAGAGAUUGAGUGGAAUGAUCCCUCGAGCGCACAGUACUUCACGAAGCUCGGUGGAUCCCUGGUUGGCAUCUGGGGAUCCUCCGCCAGUGUCUCCGGCUUGGAUCUGGCAAGUGGAGUCUACUUCACAGUUGCACGCGUCUCCUACACAGUUGUCCGUGCCAGUUUGCAGAAGAAUUGCUAG
Messenger RNA from Symbiodinium sp. CCMP2592, 11658 nucleotides. The record is from the annotation of a GenBank genome assembly. NCBI's taxonomy places the organism in Eukaryota, Dinophyceae, Suessiales, Symbiodiniaceae.